AUACUCCGUACAAAAUAUUCGUGCCUACCCAGCCAGUCCGACCAUACGUGGGAAACUACGAACGUAACGUUCGGCGGCACCGCCGCAUAAACAUAACGGACCGUGAGAAACGCCAUCGGCAAGUGCAAUGGCGGCGGAGACCGGCGGCGGAGAUAUCAACUUGGACGGCCUGCCGGAAGGUUGCGUAGCCAAUGCUCUGUCCCUGACGAGCCCGGAAGACGCUUGCCGCCUCUCGCUGACCGGAUCAACCUUCCGCUCCGCCGCCAUGUCAGACGCCGUCUGGGAGCGGUUCCUGCCUCCCGAUUACCGUGACAUCAUUUCCCGGUCCGCUGAAGCCGCCGAUUUGCUGGCCUCCGCCGCCUCCAAGAAGGAUCUGUAUUUCCGGCUCUGUGAUUUUCCCGUCCUUAUCGACGGCGAUACCAAGAGUUUUUCAUUGGAGAAGAAGAGUGGGAAGAAAUGUUACAUGAUAGGCUCAAGAUCCCUUAAGAUUGUUUGGAGUGACACACCCAACUACUGGCGAUGGAUCUCUCUCCCUCACUCCAGGUUCUUUGAAGCAGCUGAGCUUAUAAGUGUGUGCUGGCUUGAAAUAUGUGGCAGCAUAAACACUACCACUCUCUCCCCCAACACAAACUAUGCAGCUUACCUUGUCUUCACACUCCAACCCAAAUCCUACGGCUUCGAAUACCAGCCGCUCAACGCCGAGAUCACGACCGACGACGACAGAGGCGGGGCGAAGAAACAGACCGUUUACUUGGACACACGCGGAGCGGAGUGGGAUGGGGACAACAUUAGCACUCACGCAGCUCCGAGGGCGUUCAGGCCUCGGAGUGGAACGCGCGUCACUUACAGAGCGAGGCGACAGGCGAUGAACGCGGACUUGGAACGCGGGGCGGGGCGGUUCCCGAGGAAGAGAUCAUAUGAUGGGUGGAUGGAGGUGGAGUUGGGGGAGUUUUUUGUGGAGGAGGGGGGAGGGGGUGAGGUGGUUGUGAGCUUGAUGGAGAUUAAUAGUCAAUGGAAGAGUGGUUUGGUUGUGGAAGGGAUAGAGAUUAGGCCCAAAGAGGAGGAGGAGGAUAAACAUAUGUAAUAGAGUGUAGUAAUGUGGAAUAUGAAUCCUUUCAAUGCACAAUCGAGAGGUGAAAACCCAAUAAUGUAGGGUCGUGGUU
This is a messenger RNA of Cuscuta campestris, 1163 nucleotides long. The record is from the annotation of a GenBank genome assembly. Lineage: Eukaryota; Viridiplantae; Streptophyta; Magnoliopsida; Solanales; Convolvulaceae.